AUGCUGGUGAACGGCGUGGACAUCUCCAUGCUGGAAGGCUGGAUGAUCAAGAUCAACAGUAACCCCAGCUUCUUCGGUAAAAACAUGAACCGCCGGUGGUUCAAAGUGGGUUUCGUACCUGGACCAGGUUCCGAGAAGAAGCUGGUAAUUUCCUACUCCACCAGCAAAACUGCAAAGGAUCCGCGUGGAUGGCUCUACGUCGAAGAUGUUAGCGGCAUUUAUUGUCGGCGGGUAAGGAACGUAUCUGAAAUGAUUGAGAUCGUAUCGCCUUCUCGCACCCUUCGGCUCAAAGGGGAGACUGCUGUCGAGCAUCGUCUGUGGUCGGACAGUCUCUACAAACUGUGCCAUCCACCGUCUAAGCCUGAACCUACUACGGCGAAUACGACGCCAGCAGCACCAAGGCGUGAACGCUCUUCGCACACGCAACGCGAGACAAAGCAGGCUGAAGAAGAAGAGGAGGAUCGAGCACAACGUAAACAGCGAGCAGACCGUGACCGAGAUCGUCAACGAGAACGUGAACGUGGCCCUGAACGGGAACGUGAUCCCGUGGUCGCAGUCCUAGGGACGAUAACGAGGAGCGUGACGCAAGGAAACGCCGCUCUCCGUCGCCAACGCAUCGCGAGUCGAGACGUCAAGAGCGAGAGUCUUCUCCCAAGUGAACAAGACGUCAGUGACGGUGACAGCAGUGGAGACGGUCAAGACAGCUCUCGUCCCUCGACUAACAGCAGUACUCGCAGCUUACUCGUGGCUCAGAUCAAGUCGGGGUCAUCUCUCGAAGACAGUAUGGCUCAAUGCAAGAACGUCAUGUCCGACAGCGAAGAAGAAGAAGAAGAAGAGGAUGCUGACGAGAACCGUCACGAGAAUGAGGCAGAAGAAAGCCCUCGUGAGCCCUUAACGUCCUCGACCGAUCCGAUCGAUGACGAGGUUUCUCACGAGCCAAUGACCCCGCAACGAAUGAACUUUACAGAACCGACAAAGCAGAAGGCCUCGGACUAUUUCGAUUCGGACGAGGAAGAGCAUGAGCAACCUCCGUCCAGAGGCAAAACUAGCCACAACGACCACAAGGCCCCGGAGUCCAGCGUCACAGCCGACAACAACUUCGCUCAUGACGACUGGGACGCCCAAGAGGAACCGACAUCGCAGCCAGCAGCAACUAAAACGGCUGCAUACUCGUCGGCUCUUACCGGGGGCGUUGCAGCCGACGCAAACUUCGUGCACGACGACUGGGACGACUAG
Molecule: messenger RNA, 1236 nt
Organism: Phytophthora infestans T30-4
Lineage: Eukaryota; Oomycota; Peronosporomycetes; Peronosporales; Peronosporaceae
Exons: 6
Coding region: 1-1236 (411 amino acids)
Source: RefSeq, a predicted model, not a curated record